AUGAAGCCCAUAUUAUGUACACAGCCAAGGAGAUUUGCUGUUGUUGCUGUUGCUAGAAUGGUGGCAAAAGCUCGUAACUGUGAAGUAGGGGGUGAGGUUGGUUACCAUAUUGGUCAUUCAAAGGUCGUAUCAGCAAGGUUGGGAAUAAGUGGGUUUAAUCCAAACUGUAUUCUAUCUGGAGGUGAUAGUUACCUCUGCAAUUUUCUAUCACUAGUUAAUUUUAUUGUGCAGUACACUGCUUUUGAUCAGCUUAAACGGAGACUACUGAGGAGGCAGCUAAGCAAGAAAAGAGGUACAGAACCAUCCUCGGAAGCUCUUUCUGCCUUUUCUGCUUUUGUGCUGGGUGCAGUCUCAAAGUGUAUUGCCACCUGCUUAACUUAUCCGGCUAUCAGGUGUAAGGUGAUGAUUCAGGCUGAAUCAGAUGAAGAUGAGACCAAGGAAGAUCAACCGAAAGCCCAAAAGACAGUCUCAGGUGCAAUCCAUACGAUUUGGAAAAGGGAAGGGCUACUUGGUUUCUUCAAAGGAUUACAGGCUCAGAUUUUGAAGACUGUGCUAAGCUCGGCAUUGCUUAUGAUGGUGAAGGAGAAGAUCACAAAAACCACAUGGGUUUUAAUGUUAGCACUUCAAAGGUAUCUGUCAAUAACCAAGACCAGAUUAAAGAACGCUUAAAUGAACCACGAUAAGAGGGAUUCUAUGCAACGACUCCUUAUAAAGAAAGAGACUUCAUUCAAGGUAAUAAUAUCAUAGAUUUUAGAGCUUUGCAAGGCUUUCUAAAGGGCAUGUAAAAACUAUUGACAUAAGAAGAAACUGAGAUAUGGCAUGUCACAUACAUAUUGUCCUCCUCUUGACUUUCCUUUAACACUUAACAGCACACGACUCUUCAAGAUUGGAAAGAAAACUUCGAAAUUUCAUCAGAGAAAAGGUAAAAUUUGGUAACUUUCUACUCUUCCUCCUAUGCUGGAAUGAGAAAAUCAUCACUCUAUAUCACUCAGAAAAGCAAAUUAAGCUACUGAAAAUGUUUGGUCAAAGCCCUCAACUCACAACAAGAAGAAAAAGCUCAUAGCUAAAGACAUCCACUGCCAGAUUAGACCAACCUUGGAAACCAAACCCACUGAGUUGUCAGCAGCCGCAAAGCUUCCUCCAGGAGUGUUUGUGCUCAAAACAACAACCCAAUUAUCUUCAGAACCAAUACCGGCUCCUGUAAACUUGGUGUCAUUGAGAAAGUCAGAAUGCUGAGACUCUGUGAAGUUAGCAAGGACAAGGCUGGGAACCAGGUUGGGAACGCAAGCGGGCAAUAUUGCACAAUCCUUUGUUGUCUUGACAUUUAAAUGACAUUUGGCUAGAAGGGUGGGGUAAUUGGAGAAUUGAGGUUCGGCACCGGGUACUGUAAUAGAGCCUGUUGUGUAAAUUCUUGAAAUGUAAAUUCUUAUGGUUGGUCAUGAUGAAGAUUGCUCUGUCUACUAGUUAUGGUAUGAUGAAGAUUGCUCUAUUUACUACUUAUGGUUAGUCAUGUAGUAUUUGAAUUCUCUCUCCC
Camellia sinensis is the source of this 1534-nucleotide messenger RNA. Lineage: Eukaryota; Viridiplantae; Streptophyta; Magnoliopsida; Ericales; Theaceae. The record is from RefSeq and is a predicted model, not a curated record.